AUGGCCUCUCAGAGAACGUUCCAUUCUUUCAACAAAGAAGAGAUGCAACCGGCAGGUACCUUAAACGAUAUUAAUGCCCUCGAUCGGUCUUCUGUUUUUGAUGACAUUUUCCAAGGCCGAGCUCCCAGGUUAGAGUACGUGGUCAACGGACACAUGUAUAAGUUGGCUUACUACCUCACAGACGGUAUAUAUCCCAAAUGGUCAACAUUUAUCCAAUCGAUCUCACACCCACAAGGUCCUAAAGUAGAGUUAUUUGCUAGAAUGCAAGAAGCAACCAGAAAAGAUGUGGAACGGGCUUUUGGAGUUUUGCAAGCUCGAUUUGCGAUUGUGAAAAACCCCGCUCUUUCAUUGGACAAAGCAAAGAUAGGCAAGAUUAUGAGAGCAUGUAUCAUACUACACAAUAUGAUUGUUGAAAAUGAACGAGAUGGAUACAUUCGGUACGAUAUAUCUGAAUUUGAAGACGGAGACGUCACCAGAAGUUCACGGGUCGAAACCGAGAGGCUUACAAAUAUCGCUAAUAUGCUCGGCAUUCGGGAAGAUGUUCACGAUAAGCCAAGCCAGUUUGAAGACGUUCUCGCUAUUAUCCUGCAAUCAACAGGGCGAUGUUGA
Brassica oleracea var. oleracea is the source of this 609-nucleotide messenger RNA. RefSeq lists its product as uncharacterized. Lineage: Eukaryota; Viridiplantae; Streptophyta; Magnoliopsida; Brassicales; Brassicaceae. The transcript is spliced from 3 exons. Bases 1 to 609 code for a protein of 202 amino acids. The record is from RefSeq and is a predicted model, not a curated record.